Fibroporia radiculosa is the source of this 531-nucleotide messenger RNA. RefSeq lists its product as uncharacterized. The coding region runs from base 1 to 531 and encodes 176 amino acids. Gene Ontology annotation, cellular component: cytoplasm. The record is from RefSeq and is a predicted model, not a curated record. Lineage: Eukaryota; Fungi; Basidiomycota; Agaricomycetes; Polyporales; Fibroporiaceae. The transcript has 2 exons.
AUGGAGUUCACGACGACGGACGCAUACGGGCGACACGGCGCCGGCUCUGGAUUUGUCGCCGUCAACGUGGGCUCCCUCGUGAUUGGCGGGAAACUCGUGGCAGUGACUGCAGAGACCAAAUGGCCGGACGAGGCGCUGCCAGAAACUGCAGGCGUGAUCUCGCGCGCUGUACACACGAAGACGACACCGGAUGUAGACACGAGCUACAACGCGCCGACGGAACUAGUCUUCAAAUGGGCAGCGCCUUCUCUCCUGCCAGAUGCUCCCGGGACAAUCGAUGCCACGCUAACUCUCGACGUCGGCCAGCCUAACGCGUACAAGGGACUGAUUGAGAAGGUAGAUGUACUCGCAGAGAUUCCAUAUGUCAUCAAGACUAUGGUCAAUUACGUCGCUGGUACGAAGCCGUACAUAUACCAGUGGUUCAACCCAGUGACACUCCACGUUAACCUCCCCAGCGGGCUUAUUCCGGACAAGUCUGGAGAGGUUGAGAUUGCGGGCACUCUGUAUAACGAGGCUACCUUCAUCUCUUAA